AUGGGAGCAGCUUCGUCUACAUUACUUGAUUCCCUUAUGGAGGGAACCAACUUCGAUAGAGAUGAAAUCGAUCGUAUGAAAAAGAGAUUUAUGAAAUUAGAUAAAGAUCGUAGUGGAACUAUAGAAAAAAAUGAAUUUUUAGCCAUUCCAGGUAUUUCCAAUAAUCCUUUAGCUGCUAGAUUAAUGGAUGUUUUUGAUGAAGAUCAAAGUGGUACCAUUGAUUUCCAAGAAUUUAUUUCAGGCUUAUCAGCUUUUAGUGGUAAAACUUCAAAAAUCGACAAAUUAAAAUUUGCUUUCAAAGUUUAUGAUAUUGACAGAGAUGGAUAUAUUGGUAAUGGAGAAUUAUUCAUAGUUAUGAAGAUGAUGGUGGGUAAAAACUUACAAGAUAAAGAAUUACAACAAAUAGUUGAUAAAACGAUGAUGGAAGCUGAUGAAGAUGGUGAUGGAAGAUUAAGUUUUGAAGAAUUCAAAAGAGCUGUGGAUUCAAAAUCUGUAGCUUCUUCAUUAACAUUAAACAUCAUAUGA
Molecule: messenger RNA, 525 nt
Organism: Yamadazyma jaroonii
Lineage: Eukaryota; Fungi; Ascomycota; Pichiomycetes; Serinales; Debaryomycetaceae
Source: the annotation of a GenBank genome assembly